AUGGUUCUCGCUGUCGAUCUCCUCAACCCCAGCCCGGCCGCUGAGGCUCGCAAGCACAAGCUUAAGAUUCUCGUCCCCGGCCCGAGGUCUUUCUUCAUGGACGUCAAGUGCCCCGGCUGCUUCACCAUCACCACCGUGUUUUCCCACGCGCAGACCGUCGUUAUCUGCCAAGGCUGCACGACUGUUCUUUGCCAGCCCACCGGUGGCAAGGCUCGCCUGACCGAGGGCUGCUCCUUCCGGAGAAAGUAG
Messenger RNA from Gaeumannomyces tritici R3-111a-1, 249 nucleotides. RefSeq names its product 40S ribosomal protein S27. The record is from RefSeq and is a predicted model, not a curated record. Gene Ontology annotation, molecular function: RNA binding; structural constituent of ribosome. Gene Ontology annotation, cellular component: ribosome; cytosolic small ribosomal subunit. Gene Ontology annotation, biological process: ribosomal small subunit assembly; translation. NCBI's taxonomy places the organism in Eukaryota, Fungi, Ascomycota, Sordariomycetes, Magnaporthales, Magnaporthaceae. The transcript is spliced from 3 exons. The coding region runs from base 1 to 249 and encodes 82 amino acids.